AUGGCGACCCGCUAACAUGCCGGGGAAGACGGAGGGCGGCGAGGCGGCGGAGGCAGUUGAUGGGACGGGCCCCGAAGGGGGCCGGGGCCCAGGGCCGGGGCCGGUCCCUCGGAAGGGUACCUCACUAACGACCCCGGCGGCCCAGGACACUGCCCCGGAUGAGGCCCCGGCAUUCACGGGAGAGGAGCCAAUGGUCGCGUCCCAGGAGAGCUCCGGGACGUUGCAGAAGGGCCUGGAGGGCAGCCCGGACGCUAGCUUCACCUCGAAGCCGGGGCUGGUGUGCGGCGGCUUCCUGACGCAGCCCCGCUUGCCCCCAUUGCACUGCUGCUAUUGGGCGCCGAGCGGCCAAGGGCCCAACUCCUGGGAGGCGCUGCAAGUCCCCGAGCCCGGCGCCCCGGGGCUGCCCUGGUCCCCCGACUCCCGCGCGCCCCAGGAGCCACUGCCUCGGGGCCAGUGCCUCAUCCAUAACUGGGUGGAAGAGAGAGCCACCAACGAGCUGGACCGGGUCCUACAUCAUGAGGAAAGCGAGGGUUUCCGCUACCGCCACGGACACGUGGGACUGCUGACCCUGGAGCUGUCCUCCCCCCACACCUCCAGGACCACCCAAAAGGACUCCUACCAGCACCCAGGGAAUCCUCGGAAAGCCCUCCGAGGGAGGAGAGAAGCCAUGCUGGAGCUGCUUCUGCACCACCAGAUCCGGAAGGAAGUGGACCAGGAGUUGAGUCCACCAAAGUAUUUCAAUUAUGAGUCUGUAACACACCAUGAUUAUCAGAGGGAGCUGGAGCAACCUGGGCCACCACCUCCCACCAAGCCUCACAGCCUGCAGGAGCAGCCGGAGACCUACUGGCUACAAAAAGCAUCAAAGCUUCCGGGCGUCAGCAAUAUCCGAACAUAUGACACCCCAUUUCGAAAGAACUGUAGUUUCUCCACACCUGUUCCUCUGUCCAUGGACCAGCCCUUACCUUAUGGCCCUGAGAACUACCCUCGACUUUGAGAGGAAAAUGGUAGGAGAGAAGCAGACUGGAUAAUGGGAUGGGGGAAAUAAAUCAUACA
Molecule: messenger RNA, 1053 nt
Organism: Dromiciops gliroides (monito del monte)
Lineage: Eukaryota; Metazoa; Chordata; Mammalia; Microbiotheria; Microbiotheriidae
Gene: SPAG8
Product: sperm associated antigen 8
Exons: 6
Coding region: 17-994 (325 amino acids)
Biological process (GO): positive regulation of transcription by RNA polymerase II
Cellular component (GO): nucleus; cytoplasm
Molecular function (GO): microtubule binding
Source: RefSeq, a predicted model, not a curated record